UCAAAUUAGACCACGAAAAAAUACGAAGGAAAGAUGAACUAAAGUUAAAAGCUAUGUCAUAAAUAUUUUUAGUGUUAUAAAUUCAGAAUUACUUUAAUUAUUUGUGAUUACUAAAGACAUAUACAAAAAAUAAUGGACAGCCUUGUGAAUAUCAACUGGAACAAAGUCACGCCAUGUCUAGUUUUAUUAUUCUUAGACUUAGUAUUAGAAUUUUCAGAGUGCACGACACAGGCUGAAGUAAACAAACAUUUAGAACUAGGACGAGAUUUCUUAAGUCGUGGUCAACUUUCAGACGCGCUAACACAUUAUCAUGCAGCUGUUGAGGGGGACCCACACAAUUACCUCACAUACUUUAAAAGAGGCACAGUCUAUUAUGCACUUGGUAAAGCUAAAUUUGCAUUACAAGACUUUAGUAAGGUAUUAGAUCUAAAGCCCGACUUCACGACAGCCAGAGUGCAUAGAGCACAAGUUUACCUCAAAUUAGCUGAAUACAUGCAUGCCAAAGAUGAUUUCCUGCAAGUGACAUAUGAAGACCCGUAUAACUCAGAGGCACUUACAUACUUCCAUCGCACCGAUGAGCUGAGCGAAGAGCUUCGAUUGGCAGAGGCCUAUUAUCGGGGUGGGGACUUUAGGAGUGCAUCCGAACUUGCCACUAGACUGUUAGAAGUGUCUCCAUGGUCCGCAACCCUUAGGCAGCUUCGGGCCGAGUGCUAUAUUGCUAUGAAUGACCUGUUUUCGGCGGUAUCUGACAUUCGGGCAGUGAAUCGUCUACAGCAAGACUCCACUGCUGGCUACAAUCGGUUAGCCUCGCUACUGUAUCAACUGGGACAUGUUAGCGACGCCCUAAAGGAAGUGCGCGAGUGUUUAAAACUGGAUCCAGAACACAAACAAUGCUUUCCCUUGUAUAAAAAGUUGAAGAAAAUAGACAAAUUACUGCUGAAGUGCGAGGAAAGCAGCGAGGCGCGUCAGUAUAGCGAUUGUAUAGACUCUGCUAAGAGUGUGUUGGCUGCUGAAAAGGAAGUCACGCUUGUGGUGUAUGAAGGAAGGAAAUGGUUAUGUUCCUGUCUCGCCAAGGACGAACAGUGGACUGAUGCGUUGAAAGAAUGUAACAGUGCGUUGGAAAUCCAAAAAGAAGGGAGCGUGUUGUGUGAUAAAGGAGAUGCCUUAAUUGGGCUCGACAUGUUUGAUGAUGCGAUACGCUCGUUCAAGGAAGCGUUGGAUAUGAACGAGGGUCUACAACGCGCGAAAGAUGGGAUGGGUCGAGCGCAGAAACUUCAAAAACAAUCCGAACAACGGGACUAUUACAAGAUAUUAAGUGUUAAAAGGUCGGCGACCAAACAGGAGAUCACGAAGGCAUAUCGUAAAGCGGCGCAGAAAUGGCAUCCAGACAACUUCCAAGGGGACGAGAAGAAGGUCGCGGAGAAGAAGUUCAUUGAUAUCGCUGCUGCUAAAGAGGUGUUAACAGACCCCGAAAAGCGGGCUCAAUUCGAUAGCGGGGUGGACCCUUUAGACCCUGAAGGGGGCAGACAACCCUUCGGGAACAACCCCUUCAAUCACUUCCAACAUGGAUCGCCCUUUCAGUUCAAGUUCCACUUCAACUAAGCCAUACUCCGUGAGAUCUACUAAUUCUGCAUCUGAGAUUCAUACUCCAUUAACUCCACUUCAAUAAAAGCUUAUCCUUACAUUUACUCAUUUCAUCAUAAUCGGUUCAGUAGUUUUUGAGAUUUUAUUUCUCAGAGGACAUGUAUAAUCGGUAAAUAAUCUUGGUAUUGAAGUGGGAUAAAAUUUGUUUUUAUAAUUAAUUUAACCAAUAUUUUUCAUUAUUAACAUUUCAUCAAUAAUUUAAAUAUAUAACAUUUUGUGUUAAUGAGUAUAAAUUCUGUUAUAGAAUGCAUGUAUGCGUCCUAGAAAUGGAAUUUGUGAAAAGGGUUGCCAAUAAUAAAUGAACAGUCUUAACUACUGUCUACCAUAUUGUAAAUAUUUCGAAUCAUGUUUUAUACAAGAAUCGAAUUAAUGUCGUUGCAAACAUGUCAACUGUCACCUAAGAUCGCGACUGUCAUUGUCACCGUGACAGUUGACAUUUUUUAAUUCCAUUUACCACUUUUUUUUAAUUAGAUUUUAUUUAAUAAAAUAAUAGAUUGUUUUUUCAGUUUAUUUCCGUUGAGACUUAUUUUUUUUUAAUUUUAUAGACUACACAAUAAUGUACUAUAAUAUUCUAUAACAUAUGUUAUUUUAUAAAUACACUUACUGAAUUUCACCGUGUGAAAAAUUUAAUAUUUUUUAUGGGAAUGAUUUCUUUGCCGUGCUUUAUAAUAACGUGAGUUAAAUUUAAUGUUAAAAGUGUAUUUAUUUAUUGUUUAAACUAUAAUUUCUAAAAUCUAGUCGAAAAAUAAUAAUGUUGGACACGCCCCUAUAUAGUAAAAUUUAUUUAUUCAUCACAUACGCUUAACCAGGUUCCAAAAUAACAAUAUUUCCAAGUACAAGCAUAUCCAAGAUUAAAUAAUAAUCGCUAGAUCUUUGUGUAAUUAAAUUUUAAAUAGGUAUAAUGACAAGUUUUAGACUAAUAACGUAAAAAGAUUUGCAAUAACAAUAAAAAAAACAUCUUUUACGUAAAUAAAAUACAGUUUAUAAUAUAAAGACAAUAUUCUUUGCUGCUAUCUGGGAAUAUAGACUGUGGUCUAUACUCUAUGGGGUGACCCAUGACAUCUAUCUGUGGUUUGUUUUAUAAAUUUAAUAUUCAGAAUAGAAACAAUAUUAAAACCUGUCAGUAUCCCUAUUAUAUAUUAACAAUUUUUUAUAUGGCCAGUCGGAUAUGUCAAGGCACGGAAAUUAAAGAAUAUACAAUGGCCCCACACACAACGCUUUAAAAACAUUGCUUCUUUAUAUUUUAAAAGAUCAAACCUAUUUACACUUUAUGUAAUUUUGUGAAUAUUAAUUAAGAUGGUCUACAGCCAUUUGUACCUAUAUAAUUAUAUAUUUACAAUAAAUGUGCAUAUUUUAGAACUUAGUCUAGCUUAUGGUAUAACUUUUGGGCAUAAGGAGGUUCUCGUGUAUACAAAUUUUAUAAGACGUGAGAUUUGUAAGUUUUAUACAUAUUUGUUUCUUGUAUCACGUUCUUGUUCGGCGAGCUCUAGCACCAAGUUGUUUUAGAUCGCAUAGGAAAGUCAUUAUUUCAGUCAGUUUUAUUUUCAGUACCGUCGGUAGUACUAUCGGUUUCAUACGACCAUAUAUGAGUAGUCCCUUCGAAGUCGUUCUAACAGAUUUUGUGUAAUUACUUUAAUUUACCAAUAAUGGACAACGAUUUACAGUAAUCCCCGGUAUAUUUCUGUAGUGUGAGAUUUAUAAAGAUUUGUUAAGUCCAAAAUUAGUUUUACAUACGUUAGUACUCGUACACGUACAUUGUAUAUUGUGUUCAGAAAAAAAUAAACUCAAUAAAUUUAUUAAAUUCGUGUCCCUAGUUUUAAAAAUUUAAAAAAAAAACAGUUUUACGAGAAUACACCUACGAGGCGAUUUCCUAUAACAGACGUAGGGAGAUUACUGUAUAGUGGUGCGUGUCGUCUGGUUGUCAUUGGUCAUAAUAUGAAGUAUCGUGGCUCAGGUCUUUUGGACAAACUCUCUUGACCAAUCACAAUUAAACGUUUUAUCGGUAGUGUUUCAAUUUUCGUUUAUCUAAACAGUGGGGCCAUAAUAUUAGUUUGUAUUUUUCCUAUACUAUGCCACUCUUAACUCGGAAUGAUAAUGUCCGAACUGUCGACAACAUUGUUUAUUUUGUUGUGAGUCUUAAGUUAUUGUAAAUAUUUAGAAAUAUAAGUGAUUAUGAGAUA
Messenger RNA from Pieris brassicae (large cabbage white), 3824 nucleotides. RefSeq names its product dnaJ homolog subfamily C member 3 (gene P58IPK). Gene Ontology annotation, biological process: protein folding in endoplasmic reticulum. Gene Ontology annotation, cellular component: endoplasmic reticulum. The transcript is spliced from 11 exons. Bases 133 to 1602 code for a protein of 489 amino acids. The record is from RefSeq and is a predicted model, not a curated record. Gene Ontology annotation, molecular function: misfolded protein binding; protein-folding chaperone binding. Lineage: Eukaryota; Metazoa; Arthropoda; Insecta; Lepidoptera; Pieridae.